Cyprinus carpio (common carp) is the source of this 2845-nucleotide messenger RNA. RefSeq names its product adhesion G protein-coupled receptor E5-like. The transcript has 17 exons. The record is from RefSeq and is a predicted model, not a curated record. Gene Ontology annotation, cellular component: membrane. NCBI's taxonomy places the organism in Eukaryota, Metazoa, Chordata, Actinopteri, Cypriniformes, Cyprinidae. Gene Ontology annotation, biological process: adenylate cyclase-activating G protein-coupled receptor signaling pathway; cell surface receptor signaling pathway. Gene Ontology annotation, molecular function: calcium ion binding; G protein-coupled receptor activity.
UUUUUUUUUUCCUGGGCUUUCUUUGAAAUGAUAUUUUCCAGUAGGAGGAAUACCAGGAGAGCUAGAGAUACCAGACGAAGAGCUGAAGAGUUUGAGGACGUGAAGGAACAGCUGGAGACUGAUUUUCUUUGGGAAUUUAAUAUAUCUUCAACCUUCAAAAAGCAUAAACGGGUCUUCACUUAAAAAAAGCAUCUGUUUACGGUUUCCUAACAUGGAGCUGAAGUGGGCACUUCUUGUGGGUCUCUUUCUACCGUCAUGCAGUGGUUGUGCCAUUGGAUUGAAAAGGGUUAAAAACAAAUGUGUUGAUGAGGAUGAGUGUGGGAUUUUUCCGAGUGUGUGUGGUGCUCACACUCAGUGUGUAAAUACACGGGGAAGUUACUACUGCAGCUGUGAUGUAGGAUUCAAAGAGAGCUUCCCAUGUGAAGAUAUAAACAAGUGUCCCGAGAAUGAAUUUUCUGGAUCUGGUGAUAGGGAGUUUCAGACCUCGACUGGCUCUGAAGCAGAAUGUGAAGACAUCAAUGAGUGUUCAGAUCCAGAUGUUUGUGGCAGAAAUGCAGACUGCUCCAAUCAUCCAGGCAGCUACAGCUGCAAAUGUCACCACGGUUACAGUAACUAUGGCAACAACCAGUCAAAAUGCUUCGAAAUGGACUGUGAUCAGUUUAAACCUGAGUCUGAUGCAGACCACACACCGGAGAAGCUGAAGCAUUUGUUGUCACUGUUGAAGAACAGCUGUGAGUCUCUGAAUGAUCCACGUGGAGAACAUUUCACUGGAGAGAAAUUAUUGGAGAACUUCUGCAGUUCCACCGAUGAGCUGCUGUCUGAAGGAAACAUUGCUGAUAGUGAGACACUGAAUCAGUUUCUGGACGCGGUGGAGAACAGCAUGCGUCUGAUCGGACCUCAGCUGAAAGAGCCUGUGACCAGGAUGGAGACGCACAAUACCUUCGCUGAGGUUGCAGUCAUGAAGAGUCAGACUCCGCCCAGUGGGCGUGUCACUCUGAGCACAGGCUCCGCCCUCUUCAGCACCAGCUGGGAAACAGUUGUAGGGAAAUCAUAUCCAGGUUUUGCGUUUGCAGCUCUGGUCAGUUAUAAAGAUCUGAACUCAUCCAGAGAUCUGCUUCACAAGAUGAGCAGAGAGAGAUCAGAUGAUGAAGAGAGACGCGUCACUUAACAACUCAACUCUAAAGUGGUGACGGCCGUCGUCAGUAAUGCAGAAACCAAGCAGCUGUCAGAGCCGGUGACGCUCGUCUUUACACACGAGGAGGAGAGGGCGGAGUCUGAGGGCGUGGUUUACUCAUGUGUGUACUGGAAUGAGGCUGAGGGGGCGUGGUCUGAGAAGGGCUGUGAGGGGACAUGGUCUAACAGCACUCAUACAGUGUGUUACUGGUCUCAUUUCAGUAGUUUCGCUGUGCUCAUGGCUCUCUAUUCUGUCCAGAACGCAUUUGAGUCGGUGUUGAUCACGCGUGUGGGUUUAGUUUUGUCUCUGGUCUGUUUGUUUCUCUGUAUCCUGACGUUCAAGUUCUGCCGCUCCAUCCAAGGAACCCGAAACAGCAUUCAUCUUCAUCUGAGCAUCUGUCUCUUUAACGCAGACCUCAUCUUCCUCUGCGGGAUUUCCAGUACUCACAAUGAGGUAGCGUGUGGGAUUGUGGCCGGUCUGCUUCAUUUCUUCUUCUUGUCUGCGUUCUGCUGGAUGCUGCUGGAGGGGGUUCAGCUCUACCGGAUGGUUGUGCUGGUGUUUCACACCACAUUAAAACAUCUCUACAUGUGUGUGGUGGGAUAUGGAGUCCCUCUCGUCAUCGUCACCAUUUCUGCCAUCGCCUUCCCAAAGGGAUACGGCACUAAACGACACGCACCGGUCUGCGUCAUUGUCAACCUCAACUUUAGUUUCUUCAUACCCGUCUGCAUCGUCAUGAUCCUCAAUUGUUUUUUCUUCAUCAUCACUGUGUGGAAACUGGCUAAAAAGUUCUCCAGUCUCAAUCCAGAUCUCUCCAAACUCAACCAGAUCAGGAGUUUCACGGUGACUGCUGUGGCUCAGUUGUGUGUUCUUGGAGGAACGUGGAUCUUCGGCUUCUUCCUCUUCCAGGAGGAAGGGACUGAAGUCAUGUUGUACCUCUUCAUUAUCCUCAACACUCUCCAGGGGGCGCUCAUCUUCAUCAUGCACUGCCUGCUGUCCAAACAGGUCAGGACGGAGUAUUACAAUCUGUUUGUCCGAAUGUGUCCACACAAGAAGAAACCCGAACACAGAACCAGUACCAGCCAGACCAGCAGCAGUCAGAAACCUCUGCGGAGCGACGAAAGCACAGCAGAGUCACAGAUGUAAAGCACUUGUCAUGUGCUGAUGGAUUUUGUCCAAACUCUUCAGCACAAGACACAUGAAGAUUUUCUGUGUCAAAUGAAGGCUUUUCACAAGCUUUAAUUCAACAUCAUCUGAUGAAUACUGCAGAUGCUUGUUCAUCACACGGGAUAUGCAUCACCUGUUACUGAAGACGGAGAUAUAUAAAGACCAUAUAUAGGCCAGUAGAGAAGGCUUUGCUGGCUCUGAUGGCCCACCGCUGUUUUAUAAUGAUAACUGUUGUAUUGUGUUGAGAGAGAGCAUAGUUUGAUUAUGCCAUUUAAUGAAGUCGUUCUUUAGAAGCGAUGUCAAAACAUCCUUAUUUUUUAGCUCAUGAGUAUUUCUAACCUGUGUUUUUUCUCUUGUUUCUGCCUUCAUUAUACAGGAAUGUAAUGACUGUAACAACCAGAAGUGAUAUGUCUGUUUAAAUUUCAUUACAUUAGUAAAGAUUACUUUUUAUAUGCAAUUUUCUAUAUGCAAACCAAAAUUAAUUCAUUUUCAUGAGGGAAAAGGGAA